GCUCACAUCACCAGUACCGACUCUCAUUUUGUAGAAGCCCCCCACAAAUGUACGCCCGUCAGCAUACCCAGAUCUUGGUGCGCAAUGAAUUCUGGGAACCGUAGUUCAGCGGCUUAAUCUGCACAGGCGCAGUAGUCCGUGGAUCCGGAGCUCGGCUCUUUGUUCUUCAGGCGACUGGAAGGAUGUCUGCCUGUCUCUUUAGGGCCCAGGUUUGGAAUGUGUGAUGGUGCUGCUGGGUCCCUCCUACUGACACUGACCUAACCCUGCAGAUCAUGUCUACCAAGAAGCCUUUGGUAGGCUCUGUAGUGACUUAGGCUGGGGGUACCAGAGACAGAGAGAUACUAUCUGUGCUGGGGAGACAGAUCGGAGCACCAGGGAAGAGGUUCCAGUUAAAGUGAUCUUGUAUUUGGUGGCUCCUGUCCCUCCUCCCCAACUUGAGCCUUGCAAGAAGGUGAAGGUGGAAGAGGAUUCCUGGGGAAGCAAGAAUGAUCUAAGAAGAUCCAUGUCAAACGUUCUGAGUGUCGGGGCAGAGACUGAUAUGUAGGAGCAGAGACUGUAGCUUUUGGGGCUGGAACAAGUCUUGAUCAUCUUGAGCAAAAUCAGAAUACUCAGGAAACAUCGAGGGCUAACUAUGGAAGACUCCGCUUUGGCUUUCUUGCUGGAAGAGAGAGUCUCAGAUAACCUCCCUGCCCACUCAUGGAGAGCUCUGCAUAUGACUACAGCUCUGCUUUCUGAAGAUUCUGCUCUUUCAGAAGAAAGGAGUCUAGAAGAAGAAGGCGUGAUGACUUCUUGGUUUCUGACAACCAGGAUGCAGGAAACAGUGACAUUCAAAGAUGUUGCUGUGGACUUCACCCAGGAGGAGUGGAAGCAGCUAGACCCUUCUCAGAAGGAUUUAUACAGGGAUGUGAUGUUGGAGAAUUACAGAAACUUGGUCUCAUUGGGACUUCCAGUUUUUAAACCAGAUGUGAUCUCUCUGCUGGAGAGAGGAGAAGCCCCCUGGAUUCCAGAAGUCCCAAGAAGCACAUGUUCAGGUUCCUUUAGUCAGGAGACUAAAUGGGAAAACAAAGACUCAACUCCAAAGCCUGGGUUUUGUAUAGGAGAGCCAUCUAAGGAACUUCGGCUCCCACAAGAUGGGUACUGGGAUUUCAAGUUGGGAUCAUCUUGGGAAUAUGAUGUUAGGUUAGAGGGGGAUGAAGACAACCAGGAAAGACAAUCUAGGCAAGUGAUAUUCAUCCCCAGAAAAACUUCUAGUAAGGUAAAUGUUAAUGAAGGUAAUACAUAUGGUUUCAGUCUGGGGUCAAUUCUUGAUCCACAACAGCUGUUUGCUACAGGAAAAAGUCUACAUCAGUGUGAUAUGCUUGAAAAAAGCUUCAAACAGUUUUCAGAGCUAAUUAAGUGGAAUAGAAUUUCCUUAGGCAAGAAGCUUUUUAAGUACAAUAAAUGUAGGAAACCCACCAGUUACCACUUGGACUUGGUUCAGUAUGAUGGAAUACGUAUUGGAGAGAAACUUUAUGAGUGUAAUGAAUGUGGGAAAGCCUUCAACUGGAUUACACACCUUACUGAACACCAGAGAAUCCAUACUGUAGAGAAGCCCUAUAAAUGUAAUGAAUGUGGGAAAGCAUUCAGCAAACACUCCUACCUUAAUCAACAUCAGAAUGUUCAUACUGGAAAGAAACCUCAUAAAUGUAAUGAAUGCGGGAAAAACUUCAGUCAGAGGGGACACCUCACUGAACAUCAGAGAAUUCAUUCUGGAGAAAAACCUUAUAAAUGUAACGAGUGUGGGAAGGCCUUUGGCCAGAAGGCCCAUCUUACUGAACAUCUGAGAAUCCACACUGGUGAGAAACCUUAUCAAUGCAGUCAGUGUAGAAAAGCUUUUAGCCAAAACUCAUCUCUUAUUCUACACCGGAGAAUUCACACUGGAGAGAGACCUUUUGAGUGUAAUGAAUGUGGAAAAGCCUUUAGCCAGAAGGGACAUCUUACACAACAUAGGCGAAUUCACACUGGAGAGAAACUCUUUGAAUGCAGUGAAUGUGGGAAGUCUUUCAGCCAUGGAUCAUCCUUUACUUAUCAUCAGAGAAUUCAUACUGGCUCAUCAAAAUCUAGUGAAACUGACAGAUGCUUGGAAACAAAGGAACCCAAGUCCAAAUCCUCUGCUAAGAGAUGCGAUAAAGAAAAUAAGGUCAGGAAGAGAACAGCCUAUAGCAAAGCACAACUUCAGGAACUGCACCAUUAUUUCAAUCAGAAUGCCUAUCUUGAGUCUUCAGAGAUGGAACAGCUAGCCAUAAAACUGGAGCUCACCUACAGUCAGGUGAAAAAAUGGUUCCAGAAUAUGAGAAUGAAGAAGAAAAGACAGAUGAUGACACCUCAGUUAGCACAGAUGUGUGACCUAUCAGUAACUGACCCCAAUAGGACUCAAGGGGUUUCCCUGCCUGCUGUUGACCAGCUCACAGUUACUUUGCAGCAAAACUCCUGGACAAAUAAUCCCACUCAUGCAAAUACAAGAUGCCUCCAGUCCUGGGAUUCCUUCUCUCCUUUACAUAAACAAGAGCAGAAGACAUCUGAGUUCCCAAAUGGCUCAUCAAAAUCUAGUGAAACUGACAGAUGCUUGGAAACAAAGGAACCCAAGUCCAAAUCCUCUGCUAAGAGAUGCGAUAAAGAAAAUAAGGUCAGGAAGAGAACAGCCUAUAGCAAAGCACAACUUCAGGAACUGCACCAUUAUUUCAAUCAGAAUGCCUAUCUUGAGUCUUCAGAGAUGGAACAGCUAGCCAUAAAACUGGAGCUCACCCACAGUCAGGUGAAAAAAUGGUUCCAGAAUAUGAGAAUGAAGAAGAAAGGACAGAUGAUGACACCUCAGUUAGCACAGGAUGGUUGUGCUAAGACUGCACCUGAGAAAAAUCCUACCUCAGCCCUUGGGGGCCCAUCCAAUGUGACUGUGGUUUCUGAGGCAAAGGAGGAGAAAAACACAAUGCACACUCCAUCCCAGGGAACCCAAGAGCUGAAUGAGGGGGUUGCUGUGGCCAGUCAGCCUUGCAAUACAACACCACCUGUUUUACCUUAA
Molecule: messenger RNA, 3058 nt
Organism: Dromiciops gliroides (monito del monte)
Lineage: Eukaryota; Metazoa; Chordata; Mammalia; Microbiotheria; Microbiotheriidae
Product: zinc finger protein 25-like
Exons: 13
Coding region: 632-3058 (808 amino acids)
Biological process (GO): regulation of immune system process; negative regulation of transcription by RNA polymerase II; regulation of cytokine production
Molecular function (GO): DNA binding; DNA-binding transcription factor activity, RNA polymerase II-specific
Source: RefSeq, a predicted model, not a curated record